AUGCUUGCCUGUCAGAACACCCUCAGGACAAGGUUUGCUGCAGGGCAGCUUUGCAAGGCUUUUGGUGUGAGACUGGUCACGAACCCGCAAGUCGUCCAAUUGGCCAAGAAUGCAGGGUUCGAUAGUCUCUUUAUCGACCUGGAGCACUCGAGUCUCUCGGUAGACGAUGCGAGCAAGCUCUGCUGCGCUGGACUUUCCCUUGGCACAACGCCCUUUGUCCGUGUACCGCAUCAAAGCGGUAAUGGGUUCGUCCAGAAGGUGCUGGACGGAGGCGCAAUGGGUGUCAUCUUCCCGCAUGUGCAGAGCGCCGAGGAAGCCAAAGCGGCUGUAGCCAUUUCGAAAUACCCGCCAAUGGGCUGCCGGUCAAUGACAGGGCAACUGCCCGUCUUCUCUCUCAAGACUUUACCACAGCACCAAGUCAUCCGCGAGAGCAACACUUCUGCAUCUACAGUUUUCGUCAUGAUAGAAAACGAAGCAGCCAUCGAAAAGGUCGAUGAGAUUGCUUCUGUGGAAGGAGUGGAUGUCCUCCUCAUCGGGUCCAACGACCUGGCCAUCGAGCUAGGCGUUCCAGGGGAGUUCCGCAGUGACAGAUUCAAGGGAGCACUGAGACAAGUGAGCACAGCCUGUAAGAAGCACGGCAAAGUCAUGGGUCUUGCGGGAAUCUACGACCAGCCUGAUAUCCAUGACUGGGCUAUUCACUCGCUGGGUGUGCGGUUCAUGCUUUGCCAGCAAGAUUCUGGGUUGAUCGCUGGUGGAGCGACAAAGUGUGUGGCGGCAGUUGCAAAUGUCGAGAAUGCUCAUGUGACAAACCGGGAUAAAUGCUUCUUUGGACACGAGAGGAAGAUUGUUGUCUCCGAAAGGUACCUUAAUGAAUUGAAACGCAAAGCCGAAGAUGACCAGCUUGGCCCCGACUCGACACGGGCAAACCGUCGACUGACGCCAUCAGAGAAUCAUGAAGCGCAAGCCACUGCGCGAGAAGAUGACAAUGACCAAGCCGAGAUAUCCAACGACCACCUGAAAGGCCUGAGAAACCCUUUGGUCACGAGUUCUCCUAGCUUCAUGACGGACAAUAAAGGCAAACGACGCUUCUUGGGCCCAUCGUCAACAUGGGCAUAUAGCCGACAUGCAAUGAGCAUGAUUCAGGCACACCUGGGCGAACACUCCUCUCCAGAUGUUCCGAUGAACGUCGAUGGCACUGCUUUUCCAUUGGAUACAGCUUCAUUGAAGGAUGAUUCCAGUUUGUCGACCUUGGACAAUUUGCCUUCGUUUGACUAUGCCAUUUACUUGACCAACACUGUCAAGUUUCACGUCACUCAAACUUACCACUUGUUUGAGGAAUCUAACUUUAAUCGGACUCUACAUGUCAUCUAUAGCCAGGACCCUCCGCCAAUAGACUCCAACCGACUCGAGUACAUACAGUACUUUGUCGUUAUGGCUCUGGGCAAGGCCUUGUUGGGGCGCGCUGGAUCUAGUGCACAACCACCGGGGAACGAAUAUUUCUUACAGGCCAUCAAAAUGUUUCCGGAUAUAACAGGACUUUGUCAAGAUCCAAUUUUAUCUGUUGAGAUCUGCUGUGGUCUAGCUCUAUACCUUCAGUCGAUUGACCACCGAAACAGCGCCUACCUUUAUCUUGGGCUGGCUCUACGCGUCUCUCUAAGUCAAGGCCUUCAUCGUGAUCUGACAGGGGGCUAUCUUGACCCUACUGAAGAAACAAGACAUCGAAGUGCCUGGUGGACCCUGUACAUUUUGGACAGGAAGUUCGCAUCACUGAUGGGCGCCCCGAGCUCGAUAAACGAUGGGGAUAUUUCAGUUCUUCUACCCGAAGGGCCACAAGCAACCCAAAAGUCUAAAGUAGUCGACAUGCAUGUCAAGCUCUCACGGCUCAUGGCCAAAGUCAUCAACACUGUUUAUGCAACUGAUGAUCGACUGGGAUCAUCAUUCCUUCGAAACACGCAGGCUAUUCUUCGUGAACUGGCUAAGCUCGGGGAUGAUUUGGCUGCAUCCCCAGAGCUGAAGCCAGGGAACUCCAGUCCCGUUGGUCGAGUUUCAGCAACACUUAAUCUUUGCUAUCAUCAAUGCAUUCUGCUGGCUACACGUCCCCUCCUGAUCUGCCUCCUUCGUGACAGACUACAGGAUAAGACAGCUGGUGGUAGUCCCGAUCGACAUACCGUUGAGCCCAUCACGGCUCUUCUGAAAACAUCGAGUGAAUCUGCGAGCAAGUCAUUGCGCAUAUUGGCUGCCUUGCAAUCGCAUGACCUGUUAGAAAUAUUUCUUCCCUUUGAUCUUGAGCAGAUAUUCUCGUCAGGUUUCAUCAUUACACUAAUCUCGGCCAUACACCCGUUCCCAAACGCCGUGGAUGAAUCUGGAUUUGACAAGGCCUUAAACCUACUCGACACACUCAUCGCCAACGGCAAUAUCCCAGCACGGUUCCGUCGCGAGGAACUUGUUCGUCUACACGAGAUGUUGCUCCUUGUUAGCCAGCAAGAGAUCAAUCCCGAAGACGUAGGAGGCGAUGUUUUGGAUCCAUCGCAUUCCAUGCCCCAUAGCAUGUCGCCGAACCAGAUAUUAUCCAUUGCCAACUUGUUGGAUUCUUAUCCAGAUCUAGACAGCAUAGUAGGCGUAGGAACUGAGGGGUGGUUAUGGGAAACAGACACUGCAGCAGUUCAGCAUUUGGAACCUCAGACGGGCCAAGAUGUCCCAGAUAUUGGCAGUCCUCAGACCGAAAUACCCUGA
Molecule: messenger RNA, 2733 nt
Organism: Fusarium keratoplasticum
Lineage: Eukaryota; Fungi; Ascomycota; Sordariomycetes; Hypocreales; Nectriaceae
Product: Fungal-trans domain-containing protein
Exons: 11
Coding region: 1-2733 (910 amino acids)
Biological process (GO): DNA-templated transcription
Molecular function (GO): catalytic activity; DNA binding; zinc ion binding
Source: RefSeq, a predicted model, not a curated record